Molecule: messenger RNA, 997 nt
Organism: Dryobates pubescens (Downy woodpecker)
Lineage: Eukaryota; Metazoa; Chordata; Aves; Piciformes; Picidae
Exons: 5
Coding region: 1-906 (301 amino acids)
Source: RefSeq, a predicted model, not a curated record
AUGCCCCGUGGGCGACCCUGGAUGCAGGAGGAGGUUAGCAGCCUCCUGGCUCUGGUGGAGGGCUCGGGGGAGGCCACGCUGCUUAUGGCCUCCACGUCGCGCCCCAACGAGGCUCUGUGGCAGGAAAUCUCCCGGGGUCUGGCGGCUGCCGGCUACGGGCGCAGCGUGGCUCAGUGCCGCUCCAAGUGGAAGGCGCUCAAGCAGGCUUUCCACUCUGAGCGGGAGACACGCCGAAGGGCAGGACACCAUUCGCCCCGCUUGCCCCCACACUACCGGGCCAUGAAGAGCAUCUGGAAGGCGGCUGGGCGGCCCGUCUUUGGCGAGCGCAGGAUGCCAGACCUGGUGAAGCAGCCACCCAGGAAGCGCAGAUCAAGCCUUGCCACCUGUUCUCCAUCGUCACCAGAGCCUCCAGAGCAUGAUGCUGGCGGGGACACCUCAGGCAUGCUGCUCUCCCUGCUGCCGCAGGGUGUGAAGGAUGAGCCAGAGAGACCGUUGCUGUGUGCUGCUAUGCCGCUGCUGCCUUCCAGCCCAGAGCUGGCUGCAUUGCAGUGGUCGCUUCUCACUACAGGCUCUAGUGUGGCAGGCUUGCUGCAGAGUGUCCAGCAGCUCCUGGUGCAGAUCCUGCAGACAUCACGGCAGCAGCAGGCACUGCUGGAGAGCCUAGCCAGUGACACCAUCUCCCAUCUCCACGUCCUCUCCCACAGUCUGGAGCAGGUGGGAGAGACCCUGCACCAGCUCCUGCUCCAUCCACAGAUCCACCCCAGACCCUUUGGCCACUACAACCCCCACAUGCCCAUUUUCAAGGGUGGCACAAGGGUGACAUGCUCUACUGGCACUCUUCACACCUCCCCUGAUCACAAAGAGGAUCCUCGGAUGUCUCCUACCACCAGCUGCAUACCUCUGUGAGUGCCAGCAGCCCCAGGGCCAACAGCUUUACUACACAGAUUUGACAAAUCCUUACAGCAGAGGCCCCAGGUAUUUUGGAAUUUUAUAGAAG